AUGUCGGCUCGCAACAGUCAGCGACCCGACUCUCGGGCUUCCACGACGAGUGCGACAUCCUUUCAGAACGAUGCCUCGCUGCCUCACGAUGCGAAAUCAGCCCAAGUCGCCUAUAUGAGCCAAGGCCCCGAGGCAGCGCUCCUUCAAUACCAAGCUAGCAUGGCACCUCAACCCAUUGCUCAAUACGAGACAAUGGCGCAGCAUCACAUGGGUCAUCAACAUUCGCAAAGUGUGCAGUUUCCGGUGCAGACGCAAUACCCUAGGAAUGAAUCGCCGUAUCUGCAGCAGGAGAUGAAUUUUCCGCAGCAUGCGCGCAUGGGCUCUGUUCCUAUCCAACCCGCUACUGAGCUUGUAGAGGGAGGACGGAGAAGAGGUGCUGCUGUCACCGCUACGAACGACAAGGAGCUACGGGAGAUGCUCGCAAAGAAUGAGGGACGGCCGCUGCGCGAGGUUGCUCAGGAAGUCGUCCAGAAGGAGCGUACACCUAUGGCUGAAAAGACGAAGCAGCUCUUUGCCAUGCUAUGGUGAGUUCCCCAGGAUUACAGUUAUGCUUUGCCCGCCACUGACUCUUCAAAGGCUUCGACAAGUCUGCAAACCAGCAAAGACCUCAGUGCCUCGGAAUCGUGUCUACUUACAGUAUGCCACAAGGUGUGGUACGGAGCGCGUGAUACCACUGAAUCCGGCGUCCUUUGGCAAACUUGUCAGGGUCAUCUUCCCAGGUAUCCAAACCAGGAGACUAGGCGUGCGAGGCGAGAGCAAGUAUCACUACGUGGACCUGGCCCUUGAGGAAGAGCCAUCGAACAUGCCGGCAUCGUGGCAAAGCGCUGCUCUCCAACAUGGGGACAGUCGGCAGCGUUCGCAAUCCGCCAGCACUUCGCAGAUUGACUUCAACAACAUUCCUCGCUUGCAGGCCGACACUGCUGCAUUUCCGAACGCCGAUGGCUCCUUUGACAUUCCUGCUCCACGGCCGCCAACGCCUCGUGGGCCACCUUCGAAGGGUCGCUCUUUCCUUUACCCGGAUACGCGCGGGAUGCAACCCAAUUCGCACGAGUCCAUGAUAUAUGCGCAUACACUUCGCUUCCCGCCAAGCAAUAUGCCGACCUUCACCGAAAACGAACCCGUCAACCUGCCGUCUAUACAUCCGUAUCUCCCACCACGUACAGACAUUGACACCGCCGACGCAUUGGCAGCACUCUACCGUACACACUGCACAUCACUAAUUGACAGCAUCCGAUUCUGCAAGGAGAAGCAGUUCUUCCGGCUGUAUACCUCUUUCCAUGGUACCCUCACUGUUCCUGUGCAGAAACUAUUUACACAUCCUAAUCUGGCACCCUGGAUAGAGCAAUGCGAUCUCGUCAUGUACCGCACCAUGGUACGCUUUGUCAGUCGCCUCACAUUGCAAGCCGCCCCAGUCGUUGUCAUCAAUAUCUUGAACAACAUCUCGCAAACCCUCCACAGCCACAUCUCAAAGACCUUCGCCAAUCAGCCACCCCAUGUCCUGGAGGCAAAGCUGCGGCCUGCCACCAUCUUUGGCGGCCUGUUGCAUCGCCUUAUUAGGGUGAACAGUGCCGCACACGCAGCUGCAAAUCUUCUUACGAUUGAUGAGAAUCGGGAACGAAUGUGGAUGGAAUGGGUUACCAUGGUAAACCCUAAGCGCGUCAUGGAAGCUGAGCUUCCCGACUGCGGAUACGAAGAAGUAUACAAGAUCAUGACGACAGAAAUGCGCAGCCUUCUGGAACCGCUGCAAUCGACUGGUUACCAGGACGACACCUCCUUCUACAGCUUCGAAGCGGACAACGGUGGUUUUGCGCAGUUUCUGCAGAGCCAGACUGCGCCACCGUCACGCAAUGGGCCAUCUCAGGUUUCGACCGAGAAUGUGCUGGAUCGCUGGUCUGGAUUCCUUUCUUCGUUAGCAGGACGUUUUCCGAACGCAUCGGCUAGAACCAUAUUGCACUGCAUAUCUGCUGUUGGCACUGCUGCCCUGCGCGACAUCACCAUAAUGAGUGGCUACUCUUAUCAACACUGGUGGGUGCUCAAGAUCUUUGUCGACGAGAUGGCGCUGUGGUUGGCCGAGAUGGGCGGCUUCCUCGAGCCUGCUGAAGCCAAAUCCCCUACAAGCACUGGCCAAGCCUUUCCCUCUCCAGUAGAGAACGGCACUGCGAGAAGCCACAGCGACAGCCGCAUGAGCAGCAUGGGACCUGGCACCACUGGCGCAAAUCAGGAAGACCAGUCCAAGUCCUUGUCGGGUCUUCUUUCUCAGUCGCACAACCCAAACUACACGGCCCUCCAGCACCAACAACAACAGGUGCAUGGCUUUCAUUUCCCACCGCAGCAACAUCAUCAUCACCAAAUCGCUCAGCACAAACAGCAUCACGAAACGGAUAUCGAUGAUAGCGGCAUUGGAAUGUCAUUGAUGGACGAGGAUUUGACCAUGUCCAAGUUCGGCGUCACUGGGCCUCAUGUUGCCAUGGAAGGCGUGAGUGCGACGGAUCUUUGA
Molecule: messenger RNA, 2497 nt
Organism: Lecanosticta acicola
Lineage: Eukaryota; Fungi; Ascomycota; Dothideomycetes; Mycosphaerellales; Mycosphaerellaceae
Source: the annotation of a GenBank genome assembly